CGUCCGUCGGUUUCAAUUUCCGCCCUCAAUUGAAGCCCUAAUUCUCUCAUCCGCGACAAGUUAACCGCCUUUUGCUCGCAGAACCGACGCCGGACAUCGCCGGCCCGCCGCCCGCCGCCGCCGCCGCCGCCGCCGUCUCGGCGCCGACUCCUCUCCGUCGCACCACCGACACCUGAAGAUGAGUCUUGUGACGGAUUCACCAGUGCAUUCAUCUAGCAGCGAUGACUUCGCAUCCUACCUCGAUGCUCAGUUAGGUUCUGGUUCUACUGGUACAUCUGGUUCAUCGGCUGAUGACGAAACUGACAACGAGAGUGAUCAUGAAAGCGAAAGGAUAAAGAGGCGCAAGGCAGAGAAACUGGAAAUUUUAGAGGAACCUGAGGGGUCAACUUCACAUGAAUAUUCAGAACAAAUUUUAGAUUCAGAACAAAUUGUAGAAACAACCAUCAAGCAGGAUUCCUGUUCACAUCCUGGUUCUUUCGGGGGAAUGUGCAUGCGUUGUGGCAAAUCCCUUGAAGAGAAAUCAGGUGUAACAUUUGGCUAUAUACAUAAGGGUUUAUGGCUUGCUAAUGAUGAGAUUGCUCGAUUGCGGAAGACAGAUAUGAAAAAUUUGCUACGUUACAAAAAGCUUUACUUGAUCCUUGACUUAGAUCACACACUCCUUAAUUCAACUUCGCUUGCCCAUAUUAGUUCAGAUGAGGAACACCUGAGAGGCAAAGUAGAUUCUCGGGAAGACGUCUCUAAAGGCAGCCUCUUCAUCUUGGAGCAUAUGCAUACAAUGACCAAGUUGAGACCCUUUGUGCGGACCUUCUUAAAGGAAGCUAGUGAAAUGUUCGAGAUGUAUAUAUACACAAUGGGCGAUCGAUCCUACGCCCUGGAAAUGGCUAAGCUACUUGACCCCAAAAGAGAGUACUUCCAUGAAAGAGUUAUCUCCCGAGAUGAUGGUACCCAAAGACACCAAAAAGGACUUGAUGUGGUGCUGGGCCAAGAAAGUUAUGUACUGAUAUUAGAUGAUACAGAGCAGGCAUGGACAAAGCACAAGGACAAUUUGUUACUGAUGGAAAGAUAUCAUUACUUUGCUUCAAGCUGUCAACAAUUUGGAUUCUCUUGUAAAUCACUUUCUGAGAUGGAGACAGAUGAAAACGAGGGUGAUGGAGCCCUUGCCACUGUUAUUGGAGUCCUCAAACGGGUCCAUACCAUAUUUUUUCAUGAACUCGAGGACGAGCUUGCUGGCAGAGACGUUAGACAGGUUUUGAAGACGCUUCGCAAGGAAGUCCUUGAAGGCUGUAAGAUCAUCUUCAGCCGUGUGUUUCCAACCCACUUUCCUGCCAGGCAACACCAGCUUUGGAAGAUGGCGGAGCAGUUGGGAGCCACAUGCACGGUGGACCUCGAUGAUUCAGUGACCCAUGUGGUUGCGACGGAUGCUGGGACGGAGAAGUCGCGUUGGGCUGUCAAGGAAAAGAAGUCGCUGGUCCAUCCGCGGUGGAUUGAAGCUUCCUUCUAUUUCUGGAAGAGGCAACCAGAAGAGAGCUUCUCCGUCGACCAAAAAGCCAGUAGUUAGUAUUCAUCGAUUCAAGGAUAUGGGUAGAAAGACACCUUUAGUCAGAUUUAUCUAGUGACUUGAUAAAUUCCAUUAGCUGGUUCUAUUCCUGAUGCAUGUAGAGUCUACUAGUUUUGCUUGCUGGCCUCCCUGUGGUCGCAGAAUAGCUUUUAGGAAAACUUUUGGCUCGGGAUUUUUGGACAUUCCCUUUCUCUGGAAUGGCUAUGGAGAACUUAGGUGCAGAAAUUUGGCCCUGCCUUUCGUGAAAUUCCCAAAUUGCCCCUUCAGUCGUUUCUUU
Eucalyptus grandis is the source of this 1835-nucleotide messenger RNA. RefSeq names its product RNA polymerase II C-terminal domain phosphatase-like 4. Gene Ontology annotation, cellular component: nucleus. Gene Ontology annotation, molecular function: RNA polymerase II CTD heptapeptide repeat phosphatase activity. The record is from RefSeq and is a predicted model, not a curated record. Bases 179 to 1558 code for a protein of 459 amino acids. The transcript is spliced from 9 exons. NCBI's taxonomy places the organism in Eukaryota, Viridiplantae, Streptophyta, Magnoliopsida, Myrtales, Myrtaceae.